This is a messenger RNA of Schistosoma haematobium, 4236 nucleotides long. RefSeq lists its product as uncharacterized. Lineage: Eukaryota; Metazoa; Platyhelminthes; Trematoda; Strigeidida; Schistosomatidae. The transcript has 4 exons. The record is from RefSeq and is a predicted model, not a curated record. The coding region runs from base 90 to 497 and encodes 135 amino acids.
UUUUGAUCCUACAACACAGAUGAUGUGUAGUGAACAUUCAUUUCCAUUAGAUAAGACCGCUGCAAAUUGGUAAACCGUGAAAUUGGGGGAUGCAACAAAUCAUUUUAACUACACAAUUAAAAAACUUAAGUAUGUUUUCGAAGGUGACACACAUUGGCUAUUGUAUGAAACUAAAGCGCGGUGAAACUGAAAUGGAUGGCUCUGGGAUUUUAAAUUGUGAGUUGAUGAACCUUGUAAAGAAACGCGUAGCUUGCAGAGACAGAAUUGUUGAGCUACAUGACAAAUAUACCCAGGACAAAUUUAACAAAAUGAAAAGUAAUCAGAGUCUUAUAACUGCAAAUCACGAACAACGUUGUGAUACUUCAUGCCUCUCAUUGCUUGAUAUUUCACCGAGUGUUGUACGUAUAAAGGACAUAGUUGAGGACGAGGAAUUGCUCGUUCGUCAAUUUAAAGCACUGAACGAUUUUGAAUGUCAUAACGAUCGGUUGUCACCCUGAUUAACGAUUUAUCUAUAGUUUGCUGGCCUAUCGUGGUCUUCAAAAUCUAUUGGCAGACUUCUACCAUUCGAUAUGACCAACUAACGUACGCUUAGUUGAUAUGACACUACCCUAUCCAUCAACAGCUACCAAGGUUACCGUAUACUUGUAUUUUUGUCUCAAAAAUGAUCGUAAAACUUGUAAGUUCGGUAUGUACAUGUCGUCACUUUGUACUUGCAACUUCACUGGACCUAAUAAAGUUAAAGAUAUCGGUCUCUUUCUUUUUCUGUAUUUGUGCAGUUCUAGUCUGCUUAAAGUAUGAGAAACUGUAUUGUUUCUACGAAACUGAAGAGCCAAAAUAGGAUCAUGGCUCAGCAAGAUUGUCCAUGUGUAUCAGCAGUAUUUAGGAUUUGAAGUCGGUAUUUCACGUGGUCACAUUUCCGUCGCGCUUAUCGUUUCUUUGUAAUCAUCCUUUCAUUUUCGUUUAAUUGGACUAAUUCGUUAGCGUUUUACGUGGUUAAGAUAUUCUGAAUAGUAUUUUUCACACUGGAAGUGCACAGUCAUAUGCUUUGAAAUAAAUUGGGUAAUCAAGAUCUCCGUAGGUGUGUAGUAGAGGGAAGUCUGUCACAUUACAGGUUUAAUCGAAUAAAUGACAUGAACCUUGAAGUUCUUGUCGUUUCGCCUACAGAUUUUCUAGUUACGUACGCAGAAAUAACACUAGUUAACCAGUCGCAUUCAAAACAGUGGUUUGGCGGUUUAUUUCUGUUGAGUUAGUUUUGCUUGCUACAUUACUAAUGAAAAUAACGUUUCAGCGUAAUUAGGUCUGAAGUGAACGAUUGACAUGAAUGAUAAUCAUCCACAUAAAACCACUACUUCAAAUCUGGAGUUAAUGAGAACGUUGCGUUCAUGACUACUGUUUAAGAAACAAACCAAACAAGUGUGCGAACAGUCAAUUUCUUGAAGUCCGAAGGUGUGCUGUAGGACUUGUAAUCUUGCUAAAAUUCUCCACUUUAUUUGUUGACUUUGAAACUGACACACACUAUACGCUAAAAACGUAAUGGUCGAUUCUGUAUUGCAAAAUGCAGUGUUGGUUUUUCAGAAUGAUCAAUAAUUUGCUGUACCCCCAAAGAAGUUCUGUAACUAUAUGGGGAAAUAUGUGUUGGGUUAUGUUCAUACGAAAUGGCUUUUUAAGAAAAGUAAAUUACUGCAAUUGUUUCAGAUUGUUAAUAAUUUAUUAAAUCAACCUACCUGCUCUAGUGCUUCCUUGUGGUAUGCUGAAAACCAAUCUGUCCAAUUUUUUAUUGUCUAUAUGGUUUAUCGAUUUUCUGAGAUUCAUUUUACUCUGUUUGUCUAGCAAACUUUCAGUUAGUGAUUGAUCAUAAUCGAUAAUAAUAUUGUCUUUAUAGUAUGUGAACCACUCCAAUUGUUCCCUACACAAGUUCAUGGACAAUGAAAAAAGUUAUCAAUAAAAUAUGCACUUUGUAGUUACCAAAACAUUACCUGAAUCUAGUGAUCUAAACACCAAUAUUCGGAAGAUUAUACUGUGGUUUAGUUAUUUUACGUUCAAGGUUAACUACCAGUCCACCGUAUAAGUAGGGUUUGGCUACAUCUAUAUGACGUCACAAAGUUGGUUAGUAAAGUCACUCGUGGAACGCCACACCAACAAUUAUUGGGCUUCUUCAAGAUCCUUACAACACUUUGAGAUACGUCUCCAGCCGACCAUGGGUUUAAUGAUAAACAUAGACCCCCCUACAUUAGAAAUUUCUCCGUUUUCUUAGGGACCGAUAAAUCUGGGGGUUGGUUUGCGCUAACGAAUUGGAAACAGUAGAUAUUCUUAGUAAUUGUCAUUGGCUAUUUCAACUCAUCCGAGCGAAAAAUCAAGUAUCAGUGAAGCAAUCUGUUGAACCGGCAGUUAGUAACGUACGAUGGUGUCUUCGACGAUGAAUAUAGCUUUCUGACUAACAGUCAAACUGGUCUGUCACCCCAGCAACGUCGGCCAGAAUUUCCUGUACUUUUUAGUCGGUGACCAUCAAUAUACUUAACGAGAUAGAUGUACGCACAGAACUUCAACUUCUGAAGCCUUACAAGUAAAGGGGCUUAGAAGACACUCCUGGAUCGUCUUGAAAAUAUUGUCGAACUCCUGAUCAGAGAACUGAUUAUUGUUUAGAAAAGUAUAACCCAAGGUUUGGUAAUAUGUGCAUGAGCAUUUUCACGAUAAUUCAUUUGGCGUCAUCAGUGAGACACCAGCUUCGGUGGUUUGGACGGGUGUCUUAGCGAUUCUUUGUUGUGCAUUAAUUUCCGGCAACGGCACGGGCUGUAAUAGGUUCGAAGAAGUGAUCAAUUUAUGACGUGCCACUGUGGCAUGAAAGAAAAUUACUUAGGACUGGCAUCUGUCAGUUUAUGGAGACUCUGGUUGAGAUCCUAGAGAUCGCGAAAUCCAGUGGCUUAAGGUGCUACCGGACACUGCUCAUAAAGGAUGCCAUUGGAAAACCUACUGUAUUUUUCCUUCAUACAUCAGAAUCGCGAGAUGAGUUUUCUCAACUGAAGGAGAAAUCUUCCGUUGUUGUAUUUCUAGUCUAACUGUAUCUCAUUUUACAUUCCCUUCUUAUUUACUUACUGUAUUUGAUUGCACUCCGUUUCUCUUUGUUUCCUAAUAACGAUAUCUCUUCCCUUAUAUAGCGCAUACUAUUCUCUGUUAUAUGAAUCAGAUUUUUCUUGUGAUACUCUUAUACCUUCAAAUUAAACUUCUGGGACCCUUCUGAUUACUUAGUUCUCAGUGACUAAAUUGUUUUCAGAAAAUAGGCCUCAGAGCUUUAUUUUAAUAAAACAUUGAGACUGAAUUUCAUUAAUCGGUCUAAUUGGCAAGAAGUAAAGUGUCAAGUGAGACCAUUGUUAGUCAUGGAAGUUUGAGGCUACAAUUGUAUGUUCACAGUAAUUAUGCAGAGUAUAUACUUUUGUUAGGCUUUAUUUAUGAAUCUACCCAUUACUUAAUGGCGCUGGAUUUCUUUAUUCAGUGUAUGGUAAGUAGGGUUGAGUAUAUAAGGAGAAUCUAAGUGUCAUCGACGUUUAGAUCACCUAUCCUCUUCUCAAAGACCCACUUCUUAACUGAGCAGUUUUCUUUCGAUCUCAGAUCACACAAAAGUUGGUCUUCUAAUCACAACCGUCUUAUAAAAUCCAAUUAGUAAAAAUAUAGUCGGGAUAGACGUGGUGUAUACAGCUUAGAUGUGCUUACACUUAUUCUAUGAGGUCCUCCUACUAUGGAUUAUUUCAUAUAGAAGUAAUCACAUAUAGUCAUAUGGUGAAAAGUUUUUGUUUAGUUUCGUCAAUACUCGUUAAAGUACCAUACUAAUUUACGGUUGUGGUCAACCAAUGAAUUUUUGUAGUUGAAAAUUCCUCCAGUUGGAAUCGCCUUUGGCAAUCUAAUUGGGAAAAGGAUUUUCUGUCUGGGGCAUUUACUGGUUCUGCUCACGGAAAACCUUUUCUUAAACUAAGGUAUCAGUAAAUAAACAGACAGACUAUCUAAAGUUAGAUUGAAAUGUUUUCUAAAAGAUAAUAAUGAUGACCAGAUUUGUAAAUAUGUGUUCCUUUGUACGUAUUUCACGUGGAGAUCCACUAAUCGAAAACUGGAUUUUAAGUGAUAUUGAUAGGUUUAUACACUAAAUUCACGUGGAAUUAUUGUUUAUUUUAAGCAGUAAUUCAUUUAGUUGUUAGUAUACGGUACGCUGAAAUUCGAUAAUUAGUAAAAUUAAUACUAAAUGGG